This is a messenger RNA of Aureobasidium pullulans EXF-150, 705 nucleotides long. RefSeq lists its product as uncharacterized. The record is from RefSeq and is a predicted model, not a curated record. The coding region runs from base 1 to 705 and encodes 234 amino acids. NCBI's taxonomy places the organism in Eukaryota, Fungi, Ascomycota, Dothideomycetes, Dothideales, Saccotheciaceae. The transcript is spliced from 7 exons.
AUGUCGUACGUCGUUAUUAUUGGCGGCUCGUACGUAGGAACAAAAGUUACUCUAAUCGACCCUUCUAACGUCUUCUACUAUAAUAUUACCUCGCUACGAAUUAUCGCUAAGCUAAAGGAGGCUAGAGAUUAUACUAAAUCUAUUAACACUUCUACUAAAGUAGUGCGCGUUAAGAGUAGAAAGGAGAUUCUAUACGAUUAUUUAGUCGUCGCGUUAGGUUUAACGACACUAGGAACUAUUACUACUAAUAGUAUUAUUAUUAUUAGCGUAGGACUAGUUCUCCUUAACCUUAAAGCCUUAGCUACUAGAUCCGCUUAUAUAAGUCUUAAGAACUUAGAUAUUAAGAUUGUCUACUCUACUCGAGUUAAUAAGAUAACGUAUAAGAACGGAAAAUCUAUUACUUACCUUAAUGAUAGUAGGACUCUAGAAGUGGCUCUAGUUAUCUCGAUAAUUAGAGUCGACGAGAACAUACGUAUCUUAUCUAUCGCCGACAAUUCUGUCUACGCCCUUAGCGACAAUAUAAUUACUAAGGUAGGAUCGCUUAUAACCUAUGAUGCUAGUAAUAAGUUAAUGAUUUUUGUGCCUAUUAGAAGCAAAACCGGCACUAGGCAGAUUAGUAAGUUUAUGCCAUUUAGCUUUAUAGUUGCAAUAGUUAAGGGCAAGGAUUAUUUUAUAAGUAAGGCUACUACUAUAAUUACUACAUAG